Messenger RNA from Gongylonema pulchrum, 300 nucleotides. NCBI's taxonomy places the organism in Eukaryota, Metazoa, Nematoda, Chromadorea, Rhabditida, Gongylonematidae. The record is from the annotation of a GenBank genome assembly.
AUGAAUGGACCACAUUUUCGCUCUAAACUGGAUGCUGUAGCGCGUAACUGUCUCCUUUUCGUCGAUUGCGAAAUACUUAUCGAUUGGCUUUGGCUUAGUGCUGCACUGCGUGAAAGCUAUGUGGAAAAUACAGAGGAAAUUAAUGAGCGUCGAAAACCGUUUUUGCUGUACAUGAAGGAAGAUAAACUGUUGAUCAGGCAUCAGUUAGUUUCGAGACGUAAAAAGGAGCGCUUCUCAUUGUGGCUAGAAAAUCGAUUGCGUGACAUAGAAACUGAGCAACAAGUGCUUGAACCAGCAUGA